AUGGCAUCCUCCGUCAAAGCGAUUGUCGACCGCAUCAUCCUUGAGUAUCCGGUGGCGGUGUGGGGCAAGAGCUACUGCCCCUACACGAAGUUGACCAAGGAAGCGCUGUUCGCCGUCCUGCCUCGGAGCAAGGUCCACACCGAGGACAUUGACCUGCGCCCGGACGGUGAUGCAAUCCAGGCCUACCUGACUCUGCUCACCGGCAAGCCCACCGUGCCCUAUGUCUUCGUCGACGGCGAGUUCAUCGGCGGCUCUGAGGAGACCAUCGCCCUGCUGCAGACUGGCACGCUGCCUGCGCUGCUGGCUGCCAGGGACACGCGCAUGCCCACGCCCGGACCAGGAGUGACCACCUGA
Coccomyxa subellipsoidea C-169 is the source of this 354-nucleotide messenger RNA. RefSeq names its product glutaredoxin-1. The record is from RefSeq and is a predicted model, not a curated record. Gene Ontology annotation, cellular component: cytoplasm. Gene Ontology annotation, molecular function: glutathione disulfide oxidoreductase activity. Gene Ontology annotation, biological process: cellular response to oxidative stress. NCBI's taxonomy places the organism in Eukaryota, Viridiplantae, Chlorophyta, Trebouxiophyceae, Coccomyxaceae. Bases 1 to 354 code for a protein of 117 amino acids. The transcript is spliced from 4 exons.